This is a messenger RNA of Syngnathus acus (greater pipefish), 4184 nucleotides long. It is a transcript of the gene dgcr8, whose product is annotated as DGCR8 microprocessor complex subunit. Gene Ontology annotation, biological process: primary miRNA processing. The transcript is spliced from 14 exons. Bases 385 to 2724 code for a protein of 779 amino acids. NCBI's taxonomy places the organism in Eukaryota, Metazoa, Chordata, Actinopteri, Syngnathiformes, Syngnathidae. Gene Ontology annotation, cellular component: microprocessor complex. The record is from RefSeq and is a predicted model, not a curated record. Gene Ontology annotation, molecular function: heme binding; double-stranded RNA binding; identical protein binding.
AGGCCGAGCUAAAUUCGUGUGCGGUUGUGCACUUCAAGAUGGCGCCACUGCAAAUUUGUCUGAGUGAAUCGUUACGUAGGUAGUGAGGUCCUGAUGAGAUGGUUACAUUAUAUGCAAAGCUGCCAGAGGAAUCGCUGGAGCAUGAUGAUCGCAGCCUUGAUCCAACAUUAGGCUGAAUGCAUUGUGAUUUCCAAUAAUUGAGACAGUGAUUCUGAAAGCUGUCUACAUUAAUGAAAAGAACAAUGUAGUCAGCUUAGCAUAUCCAUCUCUGAUACGUGUUCUGUUCUGGAUGUGCUUCUGCAUGCAUUCUACAAGAACAAAUCAAGUUAGUUCAUAUCAGCUGAUUCGUAAGUUUGAAAGAAGUUUAGAUUCUGUAGAAAAACAAUGGAAAUAGAUGAUGUUCUACCACCUCUCCCUUUGGAGCCACCUCAUGAUUUUGGCCAAGAUGAGGGCAGAGCACCUCCACCACCUCCCCUGCAAACGUCCAGUGACGCAGAGGUAAUGGACGUUAGCUCUGGUGGUGAUGGAUACAUAUGCACCCUAGGGGAUGUCGAAGCAAAUCCACUGCAGCCCCUCAGCACUGGCACAAUUGCUUUCUGUAGCCAGCCCUCAAAUGAGGCCAAUUACUCCAACCCAUCGUGCCCCAGAACAGCUCGUCACGCUCCCCCUGUAAUCAAUUUUCUACCAGAUAGCAAGCUGCUAAGGGAUGUUAAGGUCCGUGUUAGCUUCGUUGAAAGCAGCUGUAGCAAAGACAGGAAGGUUUUGUAUACAGGUGAAGAGAAAGAGCGAGUUAAUGAUGAUAGUUUAGACAAUAUGAAUGGUGAGUUGGAUUUCUCCAGUGAUCAGAGGCUAAGCCAAGGUAGCUCAGGAACGGCAGAUGGAGAUGGUAGGGUUUUGGAGGCUGACACAGACCUUGAGGACAAAGUAGAGUAUGCCGUUCUGGAUGAGUUGGAUGACGUCUAUGACAAUUUCAUGGAUGAUGAAGAAAAUGGCGGCUUUCAGUCAGAGGUCAGAAUUCAACAGGAGCAAGCAGAUGGAGAGUCCAUGGCUUACACGUACGAGGAGGAAUUCGACAAUGACGUUGACGCUCUGCUGGAGGAGGGCAUGCCAGUCCCCAAAAAGAUGCGUCCAGCAGAGGACAAAUUUAGUGGCGACAGCGAUCACCAAUCAGACGGUGACGGAAGUGUUCAACCCAUGAUGACCAAAAUUAAAACUGUCAUGAAAAGCCGGGGACGUCCACCCACUGAGCCACUUCCAGAUGGAUGGAUCAUGACAUUCCACAACUCAGGCAUUCCAGUCUACCUGCACAGAGAGACCAGAGUCGUAACUUGGUCCCGACCCUACUUCCUUGGAUCAGGCAGCAUAAGGAAACAUGAUCCUCCAACCAGCAGCAUCCCCUGCUUGCACUAUAAGAAGAUGAAGGAAAAUGAGGAGAAGGAACUCAACGGCGUCGUGGAUCGUCAAGCACAAGAGUUUCCUGUUAAGUCCAGCGUGGGGCUAAAUGGUGACGACCAUGUAGAGAACUCCAACAACACAGCUGAGGUGCCUGAUAAUGUUCCUGCCUCCAAUUCUGCUGACACCGCCCUAGAGGGUGAGGGCAUCACCAAAGACAGUCAGCCUGCUAAAGGGCCUCCACACUGGGACUUCGCUCAAGGAGCCCUAGGACAAGUCAAGGCCAAAGUGGAGGUGUGCAAGGACGAGUCCAUUGAACUUGAAGAUUUCCGACAAUACCUGGAAAAGUGCUUUGACUUUGAACAAGUGACGGUGAAGAAGUUCCGCACAUGGGCUGAGCGAAGGCAGUUUAACAGAGACAUGAAGAGGAAACAGGCUGAAUCAGAGAGACCCAUCCUACCUGCAAACCAGAAACUCAUUACACUGUCAGUCCAAGAUGCACCUACUAAGAAAGAAUUUGUCAUCAAUCCCAAUGGGAAGUCUGAAGUUUGCAUAUUACAUGAAUACAUGCAACGUGUCCUUAAGGUUCGGCCUGUUUACAACUUCUUUGAAUGUGAGAACCCAAGUGAACCCUUUGGCGCAUCUGUCAUUAUAGACGGAGUCACCUAUGGCGUAGGGACUGCAAGUAGCAAAAAACUUGCCAAAAAUAAAGCUGCAAGAGCCACACUGGAAAUCCUUAUACCUGACUUUGUGAAGCAGACUUCUGAGGAAAAGCCAAUUGAGGCAGAUGAACUUGAGUAUUUUAACCAUAUCAGUAUAGAAGACUCGAGAGUGUAUGAGCUGACCAACAAAGCGGGGCUUCUUUCACCGUAUCAGAUUCUUCAUGAGUGCCUUAAAAGAAACCAUGGGAUGGGAGACACUAGCAUAAAAUUUGAGGUCAUACCAGGGAAGAAUCAGAAGAGUGAAUAUGUGAUGACUUGUGGGAAGCAUACUGUGCGUGGUUGGUGCAAGAACAAGAGGGUUGGCAAACAGUUAGCAUCUCAGAAGAUUUUGCAAAUGCUUCAUCCUCAUGUGAAGAACUGGGGCUCACUACUACGAAUGUAUGGCCGAGAGAGUAAUAAGAUGGUCAAGAAGGAGAGCUCAGACAAAAGUGUGAUUGAGCUGCAGCAGUUUGCUAAAAAGAAUAAACCAAACCUUCAUAUCUUGAAUAAACUGCAAGAAGAGAUGAGGAAACUGGCAGCACAAAGGGAGGAAACUAGGAAAAAACCCAAGAUGACCAUCAUGGAAUCUGCCCAGCCGGGGAGUGAACCUCUCUGCACUGUUGAUGUCUAACCAGAAAGCUAGCCAGGCACCACACUCACUCUCUUUCAGCACUCCCAUCGUCAUUGCCAUGUAGGAUGGUAGAUCAUGUUACGUCAUACUGCUUGCUUCUCGUCUGUGUGUAGUUAGAUUGGCUGGUAGACAUCAGGGUAGGACAAAAUGCACUAACAGACCAUAGCGCAAUUACCAUCUACCUCUCUAGAUGCUUCCCAUCUUUGGUACAAGGAGAAAGUCACCCUGGGUGCAGUUAAGAUGGCAUGUUAGAAACAUUGUACAAAUACAAUGCAUGCACAUCAGACUGUAACAACCACUACCUACCAUGGCUUUGUUUUCAAGUGUCUUAAUAGCUUCAUUUCAAUACCAGCACCUGUGUUUUUAUUAGUGUGUCACAAAUUUGAAAGGGACUACUUGUAUUUAUGCCAUUAUUGGGAAACAAAGUGACUUGCAUUUUAUGGGCUUGAGUUAUGGCUAGUAUGGUGGAGUACAUUAUUGAUUCAUGAUUUUUUUUUUUUUUGUUUCUCUCCCCUUCCAAAUUGACUUGGUCUGCAUGCUUGAAAAUGUGUUGUGAUGUGAUGAGUAGGUACAACAAUUGAACAAUUAUGUACUUGUGUCCUGUCCAAGAGAUUUGUUGCUGACUUUUUAGCCCGCCUCCCCGGCCACAGUCAUUUCUUUACCAGUCUUUACUUGACAACACUGUUUGGAUAUUUAAGCCGUGCACACCAAUUAACAUUUCGUUAGCUUUGUAUUUUGGUGUUCUUAACUUAAAUAAAUGGUCAACAUGUUGCCUUAGCUAAUCCUUUUCACUAAGGGCCUUGGGUGUAUUGAUUGGACCUAAAACUUGUGUGAAAAGACCAAGUCCUCACUUCCAAAAUAAAGCAUUUACCUAGCAAAUUAGUAUUUUUAAAAGAUAAGUAUGUCCACAGCAUGACUUGAGGUAUUUAUCUACUUUGUAUCAGUUUUGUAUGUUUACCUUUAUGCUGACAGCUGACUGCGUAUGACAGUACGUAUACAUCAAUAUAUUGUGCAGAAUGCAACCAUGAAAAAUUUACUUGGAAGGCUGUCACGUAAUUUUAGUCCAACACAAGCUUCUGAAACUGUAUACCAAAGCCUAAAAUCCAGUCAUAUGCAUUUUAUAGACUACCUAAUGUUGCUGCAAACUUUGCCAUUAAAAGAAUAUCUGUAAAAGAUAAGAUGCUAAAAUAGAAAACUGCUGUGCAUUAAAGUAUUUGGCUUGUCUAUUUCAGUUGUGAGGCUGAGAUUUUGGUUAGUUUUAAUGAUUUUGUUUCUUUCAUCAUGUAUAUGUGUUAAGUGUUUCAGUGUGAGACUUGCUUGUACAUGUUAUGCUCUUCUUGACUUGCACCAGUGACUUCUUUGGGAUGGUGUUGCCUACAGAAUGAAGUAUAGUAUGUAUUGUAACAGGAACUUCAUGACUGGUGAUGUUUGUUAUGCAAAAUAAAAUGUAUUGACUAAUG